Molecule: messenger RNA, 3762 nt
Organism: Pezoporus flaviventris
Lineage: Eukaryota; Metazoa; Chordata; Aves; Psittaciformes; Psittacidae
Gene: DMBT1
Product: deleted in malignant brain tumors 1
Cellular component (GO): membrane
Source: RefSeq, a predicted model, not a curated record
AUGGACAUCACCAAGAACUUGCUUUGGUUAUUCCUCUUUAAUUCAGCACUCCUGGAUGCCAUCUCAGGUGCCACAGCCUCCACCACAGAGAGCUUCAUAACAUCCUUUCCUCCGGAGGAUGGCAUUCCCAGAGCUUUUCCAACAUUUUCCCUGUCUCCUCCUUUCCCAGGUGCCUCCCUGAGCCUGGUGAACGGUAGACACCAAUGUGAGGGGCGUGUAGAAAUUUCACACCCUGGGGGCCGGGGCACAGUCUGCGAUGACAGCUGGGACCUGAAGGAUGCCGAGGUUGUGUGCAGGCAGCUGGGAUGUGGCUUUGCUCUUGCUGCAACAUCCAAUGCCUACUUUGGACAAGGCACAGGCAGCAUCUACCUGGAUGAUGUGCGCUGCACCGGGAACGAGUCCUCCCUCUUCCAGUGCAGCCACAAUGGCUGGGGUGUCCACAACUGUGUCCACAGUGAAGAUGCUGGUGUUGUCUGCUCAGGUAUCAUUGCUUUUCCUUUGCAAACUUCAGGAGACUUUCAAAAAGGGUUCUUGUGGGCCACAAUUAGCUUUUUUGCGGGGCAUAUUCCAAGAGUCCGGCUUUAUGCCACAGCCUCCACCACAGAGAGCUUCAUAACAUCCGUUCCUCCAGGUGCCUCCCUGAGCCUGGUGAACGGUAGACACCAAUGUGAGGGGCGUGUAGAAAUUUCACACCCUGGGGGCCGGGGCACAGUCUGCGAUGACAGCUGGGACCUGAAGGAUGCCGAGGUUGUGUGCAGGCAGCUGGGAUGUGGCUUUGCUCUUGCUGCAACAUCCAAUGCCUACUUUGGACAAGGCACAGGCAGCAUCUACCUGGAUGAUGUGCGCUGCACCGGGAACGAGUCCUCCCUCUUCCAGUGCAGCCACAAUGGCUGGGGUGUCCACAACUGUGUCCACAGUGAAGAUGCUGGUGCUGUCUGCUCAGAGCAGCGACAAAGAUAUGCACAGCUUCAGCAAUCAGAGGAUGGCAUUCCUAGAGUUUUUCACACAUUUUCCCUGUCUCCUGCUUUCCCAGGUGCCUCCCUGAGCCUGGUGAACGGUAGAAACCAGUGUGAGGGGCGUGUAGAGAUUUCACACCCUGGGGGCCGGGGCACAGUCUGCGAUGACAGCUGGGACCUGAAGGAUGCCGAGGUUGUGUGCAGGCAGCUGGGAUGUGGCUUUGCUCUUGCUGCAACAUCCAAUGCCUACUUUGGACAAGGCACAGGCAGCAUCUACCUGGAUGAUGUGCGCUGCACCGGGAACGAGUCCUCCCUCUUCCAGUGCAGCCACAAUGGCUGGGGUGUCCACAACUGUGUCCACAGUGAAGAUGCUGGUGUUGUCUGCUCAGGUAUCAUUGCUUUUCCUUUGCAAACUUCAGGAGACUUUCAAAAAAGGUGCCAGUCAGUGGCUCAGAGGCUGGACUUGGAUCUUCCCCAUGGUGCCUCCCUGAGCCUGGUGAACGGUAGACACCAAUGUGAGGGGCGUGUAGAAAUUUCACACCCUGGGGGCCGGGGCACAGUCUGCGAUGACAGCUGGGACCUGAAGGAUGCCGAGGUUGUGUGCAGGCAGCUGGGAUGUGGCUUUGCUCUUGCUGCAACAUCCAAUGCCUACUUUGGACAAGGCACAGGCAGCAUCUACCUGGACAAUGUGCGCUGCACCGGGAACGAGUCCUCCCUCUUCCAGUGCAGCCACAAUGGCUGGGGUGUCCACAACUGUGUCCACAGUGAAGAUGCUGGUGUUGUCUGCUCAGAGGAUGGACUUCCUAGAGUUUUCCCCACAUUUUCCCUGUGUUCUCCUUUCCCAGGUGCCUCCCUGAGCCUGGUGAACGGUAGAAACCAGUGUGAGGGGCGUGUAGAAAUUUCACACCCUGGGGGCCGGGGCACAGUCUGCGAUGACAGCUGGGACCUGAAGGAUGCCGAGGUUGUGUGCAGGCAGCUGGGAUGUGGCUUUGCUCUUGCUGCAACAUCCAAUGCCUACUUUGGACAAGGCACAGGCAGCAUCUACCUGGACAAUGUGCGCUGCACCGGGAACGAGUCCUCCCUCUUCCAGUGCAGCCACAAUGGCUGGGGUGUCCACAACUGUGUCCACAGUGAAGAUGCUGGUGUUGUCUGCUCAGAUGCCACAAAUAUUACCAGUGUUCCCACUCCACCAGUGACUACUCCAGCUAAAAAAUACAUUUGUGGUGGCUUACUUUUUAAUCCCUCCGGAACACUUCAGAGUCCCUAUUAUCCUCUGAAUUAUCCAGAUAAUGCAGAUUGUUUGUGGCAAAUACAAGUAGAGAAUAAUUUCCGCAUUACACUCACAUUUAGAAACAUUCAGUUGCAAGGUGGAUGCCAGAAUGACUAUAUUGAGAUUUAUGAUGGGCCACCAAACACUUCUCCUCUGCUUGGAAGAAUUUGUUCUAAUUAUGGUCUUACGUACACAUCAUCGUCCAACUUCAUGGCUGUCAGAUUUCACAGUGACUCCAGGUAUUCCGGUAGAGGGUUUCAUGCUGAGUAUCGGUCCAUUCCAACAGACCAUACCACCACUCUUGUAUGCUUGUCAACAUACAUGCGCGCAGCAGUGGACAGGCGUUAUCUCCAGUCACAGGGCUAUUCAGUGUGGAACAUCAGCUUGUCUGACCCUUAUUGUAGACCAACAUUUACAUCAACUGAGGUUAUAUUCAACAUUCCAUACAAUGGCUGUGGUACACGUAGACAGGGCAACAACGAAACGAUCACCUACUCCAAUGUGAUAAGAGUGCCUGCUUUCGGUUACAUCAUCAAGAGGCAAAGUGACCUUUACUUGAGUGUCAACUGUAAAAUGCUCCGGAACACCUGGGUACAAGCAAUGUACAUUGUCAAUGACACCAUUAAUGUCAAUGAAAGUCUGUCCCAGUAUGGCAGAUACAGCAUGAACCUGACAUUCUACAAUUCCUCAUCUUUCUUGUGGCCAGUGCAUGACUUCCCAUACUACGUUGACCUGAAUCAGAAUUUGUUCCUUCAAGCUUCCCUUCACAGCUCUGACCCAAAUCUGGCGGUGUUUGUGGACACGUGAGCAUCACCUGAUCCUGACAACUUUAGAACACUGGCUUAUGAAUUGAUCAGAAGUGGGUGCGUCAAGGAUCCUACCUACUCUUCUUACUAUUCACCAUACAGCAGUGUUGCUCGGUUUGCCUUUAAUGCCUUUUCAUUUGUUAAUCGAUACCAAUCAGUUUACCUGCAGUGUGAUCUGGUGGUGUGCAGGGCCUAUGACUACUCUUCCCGCUGCUAUCAAGGUUGUGUUAAUAGAUCCAAGAGGGAUGCAGGCUCUUCCCAGGAAAAAAUGAGUGUUGUUAUUGGACCUGUCCAGCUUCGGGAAGCUCAUGCUGAGAACAGGAAUGCUGAGCUGGCAUCUGACAUCAAGGUGAAAGGGGAGUCUCAGGACCCAGUGACUGCUGCCAGCUCUCACGUUCCUCUGGCUGUGGCUAUUGUGGUGCUGGCUGCUGCUGUUCUCACAGUGGGGGGAUUUCUUUUGAAGCGUAAGCUGCAGGAACCCAUCCCAUACCAGAUAAUGUGAGAGGCAAACCAAGACCUUCCAAGGUGGAAGACCACUUUCAGCAGCCAUCUGCCUCACUGUUUGGUUUUGCAAUCUGUGAAGAGGGUAACUCUCACUUGACUAUUCCACCCAGAUUUUGUUUGAAGGAUCUGUAUCAAGAUUCAGAUUGAAAAUCUGUAUCAAGAGAACACCAAGUGUUACCGUGAGCUGAACCUAUAAAGGAGCCUGGCUUUAAAUAAAGUACAAAUA